Molecule: messenger RNA, 1971 nt
Organism: Colletotrichum navitas
Lineage: Eukaryota; Fungi; Ascomycota; Sordariomycetes; Glomerellales; Glomerellaceae
Product: pre-mRNA cleavage complex II protein Clp1
Exons: 4
Coding region: 351-1718 (455 amino acids)
Biological process (GO): tRNA splicing, via endonucleolytic cleavage and ligation
Cellular component (GO): mRNA cleavage factor complex; nucleus
Molecular function (GO): ATP hydrolysis activity; polynucleotide 5'-hydroxyl-kinase activity
Source: RefSeq, a predicted model, not a curated record
CAGAGCCUCGUAUGCAGGAACCACCUCCUAUGUAUACCUACCUGCAACAGUGACACGCUUCGACCCGAGCCCCGCCAAAUUAACCCGCCCCCCCGCCAGACAGUGGAAAAGCUCCUGCACAGACCAUUCCAAACCCUGUGAUGUCAAGCUCCAUCUCCAACACUUAAGCGGGCGCGUCUCGGAGCAUUUCCACGCGCCGAUUCCAGCGUCGACUUUUUGUUUUAUUUUAUUUUAUCUAUCCGAUCCUCACAUCCGCCCCCCCCCUCGCCCCGCCCCCCGCAAGACUCUGAUGGAAUCGGCGGCAACCCAAUCGCACCGAUAAACCCCCCAUGAUCAACAGAUAGCCCAACAUGUCGAUCCCGGGUUUGGGCCACCUUGUGGCGCCACAACCAGCGUCCGCGAACCAGACCCGCACGAUCCGCCUCCAGCCCUUCUGGGAGUGGCGCUUCGAGGUCGCCUUCGACACCCACAUUAAGCUGAAGCUCCUCUCUGGCACGGCGGAGAAGGACGGCACCGAGCUCGCCCUGCAGCACGCCUACACCCUGGCCGGCGUCCGGUCCAAGAUCCUCACCCUGCAGGGCUGCGAGCUCGAGGUCGAGGGCGGCCUCGCGGCCGAGUCGGUGGCCGAGUACGCCCGCCCGCAGGACUCGCCCGCCAACUCGGUCCUGAACCUGCACUUCCAGCUCACCGCCAUGCGCCAGCGCGCCGCCGCCGAGCGGAGGGAGGGCCCGCGCGUCGCCGUCUGCGGGCCGCCCGCCUCCGGCAAGACGAGCCUCGCCCGCACCCUGGCGAGCUACGCGGCCCGCGUCGGCGCCCAGCCGCUCGUCGUCAACGCCGACCCCAAGGAGGGCAUGCUGAGCCUGCCCGGCACCCUGACCGCGAGCGUCGUCGCCACCGUGCUCGACAUCGAGGCCGUCGACGGCUGGGGCACCACCCCGACGAGCGGGCCGAGCCAGGUGCCCGUCAAGCUGCCGCUCGUCUACUACUACGGCCACGCCGCCGCCGACGAGGACCAGAGGAAGUACCAGGAGCUCGUGAGCAAGAUGGCCGCCGCCGUCACCUCGAGGUUCGGCCACGACCCGGAGGUCAAGAGCUCCGGCAUCAUCAUCGACACCCCGGCCGUGUCCGAGAAGAGCAGUGUCGGCAUCGACAUCCUUGCCCACGUUGUGGACGAGCUCUCAGUCAACAUCAUCAUCGUGCUGGGCUCGUCACAUCUUCACGCGGAGCUGACGAAGCGGUUCUCGACACAGAGGACCAGCCUCGGGGAGCAGUACAGUAUCCUCCUCCUGGACAAAUCAGACGGCGUGGCCGAGCGCGACGUGGGCUUCACACAGCAAGCUUGUGAGGCGUCGAUCAAGGAGUACUUCUUCGGCAGCAUCGGCCAGACCCUCAGCCCCGCCACGCAGCAAGUCGAUUUCGACAGCCUGGCGAUAUUCAGAAUAGGCGAUUACUCUAUGUACGGCAACGGCGACGACGGCCUCAUGCGGGUCGACGCGGGCCAGCUCAUGGCGCACUGGACCCUCGCCAUCGUCUACGCGUCGGUUAAAGACCCGCCCGAGACCAUCAGGACGGCCACCGUCAUGGGCUACGUGUACAUCGCCGACGUCGACAAGGAGAAGCGCAAGCUGAGGAUCCUGGCGCCGGUGAGCGGCCGACUCGGCGACCGGCCGCUGCUGAUGGGCAAGUGGCCGGAGCCUUUCAUCAACCUACUGGGAUAGCGCACCGCAAAAUGAUACCACCUUUGAUUGUUUCGCCUUUUCCCGCUUUGUUUCUCAUUGGAUAUUUGGGAUGUCGCCCUCGAUCCUCGCUCGUGAAAUCUUCCAUUAGUGUUAGGGGUUUGGUUUGAUCCAGCAGACACGGGUCAGGUGAAGCUAGGCCCAACCUGUCUUUCGACACUGCGCCCAAGUUGUUUCCGAUGGCGUCUGCUGCAGACGUCCAACAGCGUUAGACAUGGUUAAAACCGGGCAUGCA